AUGGCUUCGCCAACAGCUUCGCGGCCUGCCGCGCUUCCGCGACUACCGGGAGGUUCCUUUCUCCUGCUCCAGGACGAACCACCGCGCACGCCCUUAAGCUUGAGCCACGGCGCGCUGGCCUCCCUCAUUAAGAACAAUCCAGCUGCCGCGCUGGCCAGCCCCUUUGGACGUGAUGACGACGAUGGCAUCAACCACGGCCACGGUCACGGCCAUAGCCAUGGCCCAGAGGACGAGUCUCACCACCGCGAUGAGCGCCGCAUGAGCGCCAUCCUCAACAGCUCCAAUAUGCGCAGCAUGCGCUUGAUUGGGAACAGUAACCCCCGCUACCGCUGGGAGCGCUACUGGAAGACCGAGGCCGAGCUGGCCAAGAUGCCCAAGCACAUCCGUGCCUACUACGAGCGUGUCAACUAUCUGGUCCAGCAGUAUCUGUACAUUGACCGGCUGCUGGACUCGUCUCUGCCCCAUGACCUUCUCAAUGAGUACAACGACAUGCCCGUCUCAGCCUUUUCAGGCGGCGUUGAGAUUCCCGCAACCAUCGCCGGGGGCUCGUCAGCGACAUCAAAACGGGAACCCCCCCGCAAGGUGAAGCGCACGCCGAAGGACAUCUAUCGCCCCACAGAGACCACUCCCCUGAUCUCCUCCCCGUGCGCUGUUGAUGAUGGGAAUGACGACGGGUAUGGCUUUGGCAACGAGGACGCCGACGUCGAGACCGGCCGUUCCAAGCACGAGAUCCCCUGGCUCCAAGACGACGUGGUCGACAGCGACGCGCCCAUCGUCACGCUCGCCAUCUACGUCAACUUUGCCGCCAACGCCAUUCUGCUGGCCGGCAAGAUCGCCGUCAUCGUGUCGGUGCCCUCGGUCUCAGUGCUGGCCAGCCUUGUCGACGCCUUGUUGGACUUCCUCUCGACCGCCAUCGUCUGGGUCACCACCUGGCUCAUCCGCAAGCAGGACCAUUACCGGUAUCCCGUCGGUAGGCGCAGGCUUGAGCCGCUGGGCGUUUUGGUCUUCUCCGUCAUCAUGAUCACUUCGUUCGUCCAGGUCGCCCUCGAGGCCAUCCAGCGGCUUGCCUCGCCUGAUCAUGAAAUCAUUAAGCUCGGAAUACCCGCCAUCGCCAUCAUGCUGGGCACCAUUGUCAUAAAGGGCAUGUGCUGGCUGUGGUGCCGUUUGGUCAACAAUUCCAGUGUGCAGGCCUUGGCCGCCGACGCAAGUACAGAUGUCAUAUUCAAUGCUGGUUCCAUCGCGUUUCCUCUAGUCGGUUUCUACGCCGGGAUAUGGUGGCUCGACGCCCUAGGCGGUCUCCUCCUCUCCCUGGUCGUUAUCAUCAACUGGUCUCAGACAUCGUUCGAACACAUCCGGCACCUCUCGGGCUUCUCAGCCACCGCCGACCAGCGGAACAUUCUCCUCUACCUGACCAUGCGCUUCGCCAAGACCAUCAAGCAAAUCCAGGGUCUCCAGGCCUACCACGCUGGCGACAAGCUGAUUGUCGAAGUGGACAUUGUUCUGGACGCCAGCACGCCCCUCAAGGACAGCCAUGACCUAGCUGAAAGCCUACAGUACGUUCUUGAAUCGGUGCCCAUCGUCGACCGGGCCUUUGUGCACGUUGAUUACGCCACCUACAACCUGCCCACCCACAUGUCGCAGCAAAUUACCUAA
Molecule: messenger RNA, 1653 nt
Organism: Canariomyces notabilis
Lineage: Eukaryota; Fungi; Ascomycota; Sordariomycetes; Sordariales; Chaetomiaceae
Exons: 8
Coding region: 1-1653 (550 amino acids)
Biological process (GO): transmembrane transport; monoatomic cation transport
Cellular component (GO): membrane
Molecular function (GO): monoatomic cation transmembrane transporter activity
Source: RefSeq, a predicted model, not a curated record